Molecule: messenger RNA, 1256 nt
Organism: Xyrichtys novacula (pearly razorfish)
Lineage: Eukaryota; Metazoa; Chordata; Actinopteri; Labriformes; Labridae
Source: the annotation of a GenBank genome assembly
AUGAUCGUGUUGUGGGUUACACUGCUUCUCCUUCAGCAGGCGUGUAAGUAAGAAUAUUUCACUGUCAAAAUGUUCAUUUUGUCUGAAGUUUACAUAAUGUGAACAACCUUUCUCAUUUGAAUUCAUUGUUCUUUUUAUUUUUAUCUAGAUGCACUGAUCCCAGUGAAAACAGUUCCAGUUGGUGAACGUGUGACUUUUACAUGUUUCUUCCCUGACAUGUUAGACCAAACAGUCUGCUGGUACAAACAGAGUGCUGGAGAAACUCUGAAAGAAAUCCUGAGACUGAACAAAAAUACAAAGCCUGUGUAUGGACAAGAGUUUUCUGCUCCAAGAUUUAAUGUAAACAUCAAUGGAAAUACAAGCAGUCUGAUCAUUUCAAACAUAACUCCAGAGGAUGAGGGGAUCUAUCACUGUGGAGUAUCAGAGUUGGUAUAUAAGACUACCUGGAAUGCAACCUAUUUGUCAGUAACAGGUGAAUAUAAGAUCUGAUUCACUUCAUCUACUUAAGUGACACUGUGCUAACGUAUCUGAACAAUUUAAAGCAGCUUUUUUCAGUGUCUUUGUUUGGAGUCAUUUUUUAGAGAAAUUCUUAAUUUAGUAUUCAGUUUAUUUCAAAUAUCUCUGUUAUAAACUGUUUUUACUGGCUUGUGUUGUCUUAGAGAGGACUUCUGUGUUUAAUUGUGCUCUCUGUAAAACUUAGCCGAAUAUGAAACCAGAGGAGAUCUGCUGUUUAAGAACAAGCUGAAAACCUGCAAACAAGCCAGCAGUGUCUCAGCUCAGAGCCCUCAGAACCAGAUUUUCAACAUGAUAUAAUGUCUCCUGAUUAAACUCUUGUUCUGUCAAAUUUUGCAGGAAACACUAAGAAGACAUCAGACUUGACUGUGGUUCAGUCUCAGUCAGUCUCUGAUCCAGUCCAUCCAGGAGACUCGCUGUCUCUGCAGUGUUCAGUCCUCUCUGACUCUGAGAAUCAAACGUGUUCAGGAGGUCACCGUGUGUUCUGGUUCAGAGCUGGAUCAGAUAGAUCUCAUCCAGACCUCAUCUACACUGAUGGAAACAAACAAGCUGACUGUGACCAGAGAUCUGACCCUCAGAAAAGCUGUGUUUAUCACUUCUCUAAGAGCGUCAGCUCCUCUGAUGCUGGGACUUACUACUGCGCUGUGGCCACAUGUGGACGGAUUCUGUUUGGAGACGGAGCUCGAGUGGACAUCGGUACAACAAGACAAACAAAAACGGAGGAAAUAUUCUUGAUUUGUUGA